ACGCCCCGGUUGCGCCUUUCAAACGCCGAGAGGGAGCGAGAGAGCGGGAGCGGCGCCCUGAGGGACUGCGGGCGGCGGCCAGCGGUGACUGGUAGAAGAGAGCUGCUCUUGAUGAUGUCGAGGAGAAAGCUGGAGAAUAAAAGCCUUUCUGGCUUGUUGGCCACAUCUCUGCACACACCAAUCAAGACAGAUAAUUUCCACAAUUUUUAUAUGCUUGAAUCAAAAGAGCUAGGAAGAGGAAGAUGUGCUGUGGUUAGAAAAUGUACAGCUAAAUCCACAGGCCAAGAGUAUGCAGCUAAAUUUUUAAAGAAGAGACGAAGAGGUCAAGACUGCAAAGCAGAGAUUCUGCAUGAAAUUGCUGUCCUUGAAUUAAUGAARUCCAAUCCUCGCAUAGUUAAUCUCCAUGAAGUCUAUGAAACAGCAAAUGAAAUCAUCUUAGUGUUGGAAUAUGCUGCUGGAGGAGAAAUAUUUGACUUGUGUGUCCCWGAUCUGGAUGACAGAAUUGGUGAAAGGGAUAUUGUAAGGCUUAUAAGGCAAAUACUUGAAGGACUUUGCUGCUUGCAUGAAAACAAUAUUGUUCAUCUUGAUUUAAAGCCUCAAAAUAUUUUGCUAAGCAGCGCCAAUCCUCUUGGUGAUGUAAAAAUUGUGGAUUUUGGGAUGUCCCGGAAGCUUGAGAAUUCCAGUGAACUGCGGCAGAUCAUGGGAACAACRGAGUAUCUCGCUCCAGAAAUCUUAAACUACGAUCCUAUUACUACAGCUACUGACAUGUGGAACAUUGGCGUCAUCUCAUACAUGCUGCUGACACAAGAGUCUCCAUUUGUGGGAGCUGAUGUCCAAGAAACUUACCUUAAUAUAUCUCAAGUUAACGUGGAUUUUUCAGAAGAAACAUUUUCAUCAGUUUCACAGCCUGCAAAAGACUUCAUUCAGAAACUUCUCAUAAAAAAUCCAGAGGACAGGCCCACAGCAGCGGACUGUCUCUCCCAUUCCUGGUUGCAGCAGGGGGAGUUCACACUCCUGUGCAGCCCUGAAGAAACUUGCUACUCCUCUCAGCUGCCAGGACACCCCACAAAGUGUUCAGAAGAGCGGAGUGUAAAAUCCAGCUGCAAUGGUACCUGCAGUGACAAGGAGGACAAGGAAAACAUUCCAGAGGACAGCAGUACAGUAUCCAAACGCUUCCGUUUUGAUGAUUCCUUGCAGUAUCCCCAAGACUUCAUGACAGACUUUGUGUGUUAAUGUGUAAUAGAGACUUUUCAUGAAAUGAAUUCAGCAUAAUCUGUUCCAGUGGUGAAAAUAAGGUUCUGGCCUGCCAAUUUGUGCAGCAUUGGCAUACUGGAAAUGCACUUUGAUUCUUUUAUGCUGGUGCCUCCUUUUUUAUCCAUUGCUGGCAGUGGAUUUAACUCCUGAGGAAUUGGAGUUGUUGCGCCAAUAAAAUGAACUAUUUUUCUUAAGAAGAUAUAAUUAAAUAUUUUUGCACUUUUCAAGUUCUAGUCAAAAGAUGAUGCUGGAGUGAACAAACUGAAACAUGCAAAUGAGUUUGUCUAAGCACAGCCUUUGCCAAACAGUAGUUGAACACACGCAUGCUUUUCAGACUAGUCUUAGUAAGAAAUUGGGAAGGRAAACAGGGAAACCGAAUUUUGCUGGUUUACUGGACUUGCUUGCUACCAUUCCCACCACUUUAAAAAGAGGCUAAAGUUGGUAUGUUUUGGGACUAUGGUACAUCUGUUGGGGCCAUUUGGAAACCUGUUUUCCCUCUAGGACCACUGGGAGUUCUGUUUUAUAAAUCUGGUCCACUUGGGCAUUAUAAUGGAUAUUCUGUGUGGUUAUGCUGUGUUGGAUCUUUGCAACACUUUGCAUAGAAAGUGGAGAGAUUGUCCUUAUUCUUGUGGUCCUUGGCUUCUUACUGUACAUUUGAAUAAAAUGAGUUUCCUGUGCUGAUAUGAAUAUUUUAAAUUGCUGGUUUGCUUUCAUCAAACUUCUGAAAUAGUAUCAUCUACCUGUAUUGACUUUUUCCUUAUCUUAAAAAAAAAAAACCAAAACCCAAAACAAACCCCACCCCCC
This is a messenger RNA of Malurus melanocephalus (red-backed fairy wren), 2058 nucleotides long. RefSeq names its product serine/threonine kinase 17b (gene STK17B). Gene Ontology annotation, biological process: protein phosphorylation; intracellular signal transduction; positive regulation of apoptotic process. Lineage: Eukaryota; Metazoa; Chordata; Aves; Passeriformes; Maluridae. Gene Ontology annotation, cellular component: nucleus. Gene Ontology annotation, molecular function: ATP binding; protein serine/threonine kinase activity. The record is from RefSeq and is a predicted model, not a curated record. The transcript is spliced from 8 exons. Bases 112 to 1233 code for a protein of 373 amino acids.